This is a messenger RNA of Solanum verrucosum, 2094 nucleotides long. RefSeq lists its product as uncharacterized. The record is from RefSeq and is a predicted model, not a curated record. Bases 1 to 2094 code for a protein of 697 amino acids. Lineage: Eukaryota; Viridiplantae; Streptophyta; Magnoliopsida; Solanales; Solanaceae. The transcript is spliced from 2 exons. Gene Ontology annotation, biological process: DNA integration. Gene Ontology annotation, molecular function: nucleic acid binding; RNA-DNA hybrid ribonuclease activity.
AUGGACGAAAAGGACGCUGAGAAAACUGCUUUCAUAACUCCAUGGGGAACCUAUUGCUACAGGGUCAUGCCAUUUGGUCUUAAAAAUGCUGGGGCAACUUACAUGAGGGCUAUUACCAUCAUGCUUCAUGACAUGCUGCAUAAAGAGAUUAAAGUAUACGUCGAUGACGUAAUCAUCAAGUCUAAAACACAAGUUGAUCAUGUGCAAGAUCUGAGAAAAUUCUUUGAAAGAGUGCGAAGAUAUGAUCUCAAGCUUAAUCCAGCAAAAUGUGCAUUUGGAGUUCCAUCUGGAAAACUUCUAGGUUUUAUUGUCAGUAGAAGGGAAAUUGAAUUGGAUCCUUCCAAAAUAAAAGUCAUUCGAGAUUUACCACCUUCGAAAAAUAAGACCGAAGUCAUGAGUCUACUUGGGAGACUUUUGAAAAAGGAUGCUGCUGUCAAAUGGACUGAGCAUUGUCAACAAGUUUUUGAAAAAAUCAAGGAGUAUUUGUUCAACCCUCCCGUAUUGGUCCCGCCUGAACCUGAUAGGCCUCUCUUUCUUUAUCUUUCAGUGACAAAUAAUUCAUUUGGGUGCGUUCUCGGUCAACACGAUUCCACAGGCCGGAAGGAGCAAGCUAUCUACUACUUGAGCAAGAAAUUCACUAGUUAUGAGGUCAAGUACACCAUCUUGGAAAGGACAUGUUGCGCCCUAACUUGGGUAGCUCAAAAGUUAAGGCAUUACCUUUUAUUCUACACAACUUACCUCAUAUCUAUGAUGGAUCCUUUGAAGUACAUCUUUCAGAAGCCAAUGCCAACUGGCAGACUCGCAAAAUGGCAAAUCCUGCUCACUGAAUUUGACAUUAUAUAUGUCACUCGAACUGCAAUGAAAGCUCAAGCUCUGGCAGACCACUUGGCAGAGAAUCCAGUCGAUGGCGACUACGAACCAUUGGAUACAUAUUUUCCAGAUGAAAAGAUUAACUCAGUUGAAGAAGUAGAUCCAGAUGAAAAUCAAGCAUGGCAAUUAUACUUUGACGGAGCAAUCAACAAAAAGGGUACAGGGAUUGGGGCAAUUCUCAUAUCGCCUACAGGGCAGCAUUACCUUGCAACAGCUCGACUUUGUUUCUUCUAUACAAAUAACACAACAGAGUAUGAAGCUUGCAUCAUGGGUCUAAAUAUGGCAAUAGAUUUAGGUGUGCAAGAAUUGAUUGUGCUGGGAGAUUCUGAUUUGCUUAUUCGACAAGCUCAAGGUGAAUGGAAAACUCGAGACCUCAAGCUUCUUCCAUAUAAACAAUGUGUGGAAGAUCUUAGCAAAAUGUUUAGGUCCAUCGAGUUUAGAUACAUCCCCAGAUUUCAUAAUGAAUUGGCAUAUGCCUUGGCUACUUUGGCCUCAAUGCUUCCAUAUCCUGGAAACACUUGCAUUACUCCCUUGGAGAUUCAACUUCGGGACCAACAUAGCUAUUGUAACACCGUGGAAAUAGAAUCAGAUGGUGAGCCGUGGUACCUAGACAUCAAGAAUUUCUUGCAAACAGGGAAAUGUCCCGAACAUGCCAAUGGAAGCCAAAAAAGGACUAUUAAACGUCUGGCUAGUGGUUUCUUUUUGAGCGGGGAAGUUUUAUAUAAACGCACCCCGAAUCUGAACUUGUUGAGAUGUGUGGAUGUUGAAGAAGCCGAAAAGAUCAUGAAUGAAGUACAUGCUGGGGUAUGUGGACCACACAUGAAUGGAUAUGUCCUUGCGAAAAAGAUACUCCGAGCAGGAUAUUACUGGCUUACCAUGGAACGGGAUUGCUUUCGCUUUGUGAAAAAAUGUCAUCAGUGUCAAAUUCAUGGUGAUCUCAUUCAUUCGCCUCCUUUAGAGUUGCACCCCAUGGCUGUUCCUUGGCCCUUUGUUGCAUGGGGAAUGGAUGUCAUCGGACCAAUUGAGCCAAAAGCUUCCAAUGGACAUCGAUUCAUUUUGGUCGCAAUUGAUUACUUUACUAAAUGGGUGAAGGCAAUCACUUUCAAGGCAGUCACUAAGAAGGCGGUCGUGGAUUUUGUCCAUUCAAGCAUCAUUUAUCGUUUUGGUAUCCCGAGAACUAUCAUCACAGAUAAUGUUGCAAACCUUAAUAGCAAUUUGAUGUAG